UGCUGGCAAACGUGCAGUCUCUGGUGAAUAAAACUGAUGAUCUCAGAGCCAGGUGCUGAAUAACCCUGGGGACGGUAGGACCGCGUGUGUCCUUUGUUUCACGGAAUCCUGGUUAACCCUUUCCGUACCGGAUGCAGCGAUUCAGAUCGACGGGUUUACUAUACAGUGUCAGGAUAGAUCUACAGUCUCUCAAAAGCAGAGGUGAAGGAGUAUGCCUCAUGAUCAAAUCUUGGUGCACAAGUAUAUCAGUGCUGUCCCUAUUCUGCUCACCAGACCUGGAAUAUCUAGCAGUAAAGUGCCAUCCAUUUUACCUACCACGGGAUCAUUUUGGUAGCAGUUUACAUUCCACCUCAGGCCAAUAUCAAGCAGCUUUUAGAUGAUCUGAGCAAUGGGAUCAACGUGGACAAAACAGUUCAGUUUUGAGAGAUUUUAACCAGAUCAGUCUGAAAAAAAUCACUAAGCAACUACCAUCAACAAAUCACUUGCAAUACCAGAGGAAACAACACACUGGACAAUUGCUACACCACCAUCAAGAAUGCUUACUGUGCUAUUACACACCCUCACUUCGGGAAGUCUGACCUGGCUGUAAUUCUACUCCCUGAGUAGAGGCAGAGAUUGAAGACUGCAGCACCAGUAGUGAGGACCAAGAAGCUAUGGACAAGGGAAGCACAGGAGCGCCUACGGGACUGCUUUGAAUCAAUGGACUGGACUGUAUUCAGGGAUUCAUCUUUGGAUCUGGAUGAGUAUGAUGCAGUUGUUACCGACUUCGUUAAAAUCUGUGUGGAUGAGUGUGUGCCCACAAAGACUUACUGUACAUUCCCAAACCAAAAACCGUGGUUGAACCAGAAGAUACACAAUGCAAAUUGAUUUGCGAGAUUAUCAGUGGGAGGUUGUGGAGCCUGCUCUCCAAGGAAAAAAUAUCAUCAUAUGGCUACCGACAGGUGCAGGCAAAACUCGGGCAGCUGUGUUUGUUGCCAGACACCAUUUGGACUCGAGAAGACAAGGCAAAGUAGCUGUUCUUGUAAAUAAGGUGCCUCUGGUGAAUCAGCAUUAUGAACAAGAGUUUAAGCCAGCCCUAACACCCAGGUAUAAUGUGAUUCCUGUAACUGGUGACACUGAGCUUAAGGAGCAAUUUGCAUACAUUGUACGGAUGAAUGAUGUUAUCAUCUGCACAGCACAGAUCCUGCAAAAUUCACUGACCAGUACAGAAGAAGAAAAGCACGUAGAGUUAACAGAGUUUUCUCUGCUGAUAAUUGAUGAAUGUCAUCAUACUCAGAAGAAUGGUGUGUAUAACAAAAUCAUGGCCCAGUACAUUGAAGCAAAGCGUAAGAAUGUGACCAACUUACCUCAAGUCCUUGGACUCACAGCAUCACCUGGAACUGAUGGCGCCAAUACAGUCGACAAAGCAAUGAACCACAUCUUACAGAUCUGCGCCAAUAUGGAUGCUCAGAUGAUCAUGUCCUCUUCAAAGUAUAAACCACAAUUGGAUGCAGUGGUCCCUCAGGUUAUGAAAAGCUAUGAUGUUACAGAAGAAAGAAAACAGGACCCUUUUGGGGACAAAAUUAAGGCGAUGAUGUCAAGAAUUCACAGCCACCUAAGUGAUUCUUCAAUCACAAGGAAUUUUGGGUCACAGAUUUAUGAACAAGCUGUGGUAGAGCUGGAAAAAAUAGGUGCUAUUGAGUCCAACAGAGAGAAGCGUAUCUGUGCACUUCACCUCCGUAAGUACAACGACUCACUUUUGAUCAAUGACACGGUGCAGAUGAUUGAUGCACUUCGCUACCUGGAGGAAUUCUACAGGAAUGAAGAAAAAACAAAAGUUCUUCUGGAUCAGACAGAUCGAUUCCUAUUUAAGCUGUUUGAUGAUAACAUUGAAGAGAUGCUCUUACUUGUGCUCAAUAAAGACUAUGAAAAUCCAAAGCUGGACAGAUUGGAGAAUAUACUCCUGAAGCAAUUUAAGACCCCAAAUUCGCAAGGAAUUAUCUUCACAAAGACGCGGCAGAGUGCCCAUGCCUUGUUUGGCUGGAUUAUGAACAGUGAGCGGUUGAUGGCAUCUGAAAUCAGACCAGGAAGCUUAACGGGGGCUGGCAUUAGCAGUCAGACGAAGCACAUGACUCAGCAAGAGCAACAGGAAGUUAUUCAGAAGUUCCGAACAGGCGAAAUCAACCUCCUUGUUGCUACCAGUGUGGCAGAAGAAGGCCUUGACAUAAAAGCAUGCAACAUCGUCAUCCGCUAUGGACUUAUCACUAAUGAGAUUUCCAUGGUUCAGGCCCGAGGAAGAGCACGGGCUGAAAGCAGUGUUUAUUCAGUUGUUGCUGAAAAAGGAGGGAAAGAGAUGCGACGGGAAUUUGUAAAUGAAUUCCGUGAGGAUCUAAUGAAACAAGCAAUAGAGAAUGUGCAACGUAUGCUUGACCGAGACUACCAAAUAAAGAUUCAAGAGCUGCAGUUGGAAGGCAUAAUGAAACAGAAGGUGAAAGAUGAGAAACAAGAUUCCAUGAGGAUGGAAAAUCUUCCUGAACAUGUGAGGUUUUGCUGUCGGAACUGCAAUAAGGCAGUGUGUUCUGCCAGUGACCUCCGAAUCAUUGAGGGCAUGCAUCAUGUUAAUGUGAAUCCAAACUUCCGGAUUUACUACAAAGUCCAUGGAAAAAUUAACCUUCCAAGGAAAUUUGAAGACUGGGAACCAGGUGGCACAGUUGUGUGUGUGAAAUGUGGCCAGAACUGGGGAAUGCAGAUGAUCUACAAGAAAGUGCCCAUUCCCAGUUUAUGCAUCAAGAACUUUGUGGUGGAGCUGCCAAAUGAGAGAAGACCCUUCAAGCAAUGGAAAAGUGUUCCCUGCCAGAUCCAGGACUUCAACUACAUUGAAUAUUGUAAAGACAACAUUCUAGAUAUCUGAAUGAGCAUAAUAAACUUUUAAUUCUCAAUGACACCUUCCAACUAGUUUAUACUUCAGACAUCUUAGAAAUGAAUUUACAUAUUCCAGUGUGCAAUGAUGAGAAAAAUCUUGAAAAGAUGUAAAACGAUUUUAGUUAACAAUAUGAUUUCAGAGGUUCUUCUCAGUACUAGUUAGAGAAGUGAAACUUGCAAUUAGAUUGAGCUUUUACUGUAAUGGAUGCUCUGUAGGAACUUACUCAUCUGUAACCAAACUUUUGGUUUUAUUCAAAGCAAAGUUAUAAACUGCUGUUUAACCUUUUGAUGGCUUGGAGAUGGGAAUUGGGAGGGGUGGGGCAGGGCAGGGAGGCAACCAAAGGAUGAUUGUAGCAUAGGUGCAUCUCUGUCAUCGAUGUAAAUUGUAUAUUUGUUAUGUGGUAUGUACUGCACAAACUUCCUUUGUACUAUGCUUUCUUGAUUUAAAAAAAACCAAUAAAAACUGUUCCUUUGUGUUCA
Molecule: messenger RNA, 3381 nt
Organism: Hypanus sabinus (Atlantic stingray)
Lineage: Eukaryota; Metazoa; Chordata; Chondrichthyes; Myliobatiformes; Dasyatidae
Gene: dhx58
Product: DEXH (Asp-Glu-X-His) box polypeptide 58
Exons: 13
Coding region: 857-2890 (677 amino acids)
Biological process (GO): positive regulation of interferon-beta production; response to virus; innate immune response
Cellular component (GO): cytoplasm
Molecular function (GO): single-stranded RNA binding; ATP binding; DNA binding
Source: RefSeq, a predicted model, not a curated record